CGCCAGUGGACGCCAUCUUAACUCCUGGCAACCGGAAACAGGUCAGAGCCCGGAGCAGCUGCUGUUUACGCAACUUUCAAGGAUGUUCAGAGGCCUUCAGUUCUUGAAUUGGGCUUGUCCCAUGCGGUCUCUGUUACAGCAGAGAGAGUCUCACCUCCCUGCCAUGUCCCAGUAUGCGGUUGCUACUUUACAUGGACCUAAGAACCUUAAGAAAAGACAAUCCAAAAGAUGCCUUCAAAUAAGAUCUCAAAUGUUCACAUCCAGUUUUGGAGGACAUUCACUAUUUGAUUUAGAUGCAAGAAAUAUCAAGCCAUUUUGUGACUUCUCUCCCAAAGUGUCUGGUACCUUUUUAAACACGGAGCGUAAACAAUGGAAAAGCACUAUAGUGAGAGGUAACAAUGACUGUACAGACUGUGUGCAAUCUCGGAGAAAACUCUGGAUUCAACAACAUUGUUACUCCUAUUGUGAUCCCCUUAAACCAAGCAGUUUAUGUUCUAGAGCUAACCUAACAAGAUAUUUUAGCACAUCCGUGUCUAAAGUUGGCAUUUUUAACCAUCAUCCUAUACCAUACAAAUUUCACCAAACAAGACAAGUUUACAAGACAGUCCCAAGGGAAGAUUGUGCUUGGAGAGAAUGCCUAUCUUCUGAGAAUGAGCAAAGAUGUCGACAGAUUCUUGAACCAAACUUGAAACUUUACGAGGUGGAGAAGGUGCGGAAGGGUCCCAGUCUAAGUUUGGGGAAGAAGCAGGCGAGAUGGGCGUCAGUUUUGAUCAGUCUCUGCAGUGUGGAGGAAGAACCAGCAUUUCUAUUCACUCUGCGCUCCAGUACACUGCAGGGCAGGCACAAAGGAGACGUCAGUUUUGCAGGAGGGAAGAGCGAUCCUUCAGACAAAGACGUGGUGGCCACAGCUCUGAGAGAGGCUAGAGAGGAGCUGGGCAUAAACGUGGGAGCAGAGCAAGUGUGGGGCAUCCUCAAGCCACUCAGGGAGAUGACUGGAAUGAUGGUUGCUCCGGUGCUUGCAAACUUGGGUCCUUUAGAGGAGCUGUCCUUCAAACCAAACCCUGGGGAGGUGGAGGAGAUCUUCACCCUGUCCCUGUCUCACUUGUGUAACCCUGUGAAUCGCGGUUACACACAUUUUCGCACUGGAGACAAGUACGGCUACACUAUGCCUGUCUUCAGGAACGGGAAACACCGAGUCUGGGGCCUGACCGCUGUGGCCUUAGAACACACUUUAAAAAUCAUCUGUCCUCCAUAACACCUAAGCACUACUCUAAUGGGAGCUGGUGGGGCUGCAUAGUAUUGGUAAAACUAUGAUAAUCUGAACAAUGGAUGUACUUAAAGGUGGUCUAUGUAACUUUUAUGGAGGAGACGUUAUUGCCUGUAAUGUUCUACUGCCAUUUAACUAUAUCUCCAUGGAGACAGACAGGCCGUGUUACAUGUCAGAUCUGUGGAGAAACACAGUGAGAACGCAUGUUUUUCAAGAUGGUUUUGAGCAAUAAAUAGACCUGGAAUUGGAUAAAUGCAAGAUGGACAAGUUUAAUGCUAUACUGUGGAACAUUCCAGGCAAAAUGAUAACGUCUCCACAGAGACAAGCAAAACUAAAAAGUUAUAGUGCACUUUUAAACAAGUUAAAAAAAUUUAGAUACCGGUACUUUUUACUGGUCAAAACAAGCCAUUGAAUUAUGACAAAACCAAGACUUCAGUGGGACUAAAAAUGACUGAACCUGAGCUUAACCAUAUUCAGAACCAGAGUCAAAUACAGUGUGAACCAAGUCUUUGAUAACAUUAUCAAAGCAUUUAUUAUUCCCAUUUUCACUUUUUAAUAAUUUAAAAGUAUAGUUUGUUUGGUUAUUAAUCCUUUCCUGCACUGAUAUUGUGCUGCCCUACUAUACACAACACACACAGCCAGUUUCAGCUGAAGCACUUUCUGAGCCAUUUUUAUGUAUUUAUAGUAUCAUUACUUAUGGAAAGUAUUUUUUAAUUUGUCCAGGAUUAUGGAUAAAGUUACAUAAUCCAAUUACAAACAUUAAACCUAUUUAUUACCAUUUAUUACAUGUUUUAAUAGUCACUGCAUCACUGUUCUUUAAUAAAGUUAUUAUUAUCC
Periophthalmus magnuspinnatus is the source of this 2104-nucleotide messenger RNA. RefSeq names its product nudix (nucleoside diphosphate linked moiety X)-type motif 8 (gene nudt8). Gene Ontology annotation, molecular function: coenzyme A diphosphatase activity. NCBI's taxonomy places the organism in Eukaryota, Metazoa, Chordata, Actinopteri, Gobiiformes, Gobiidae. The transcript has 5 exons. The record is from RefSeq and is a predicted model, not a curated record. The coding region runs from base 83 to 1255 and encodes 390 amino acids.